Lathyrus sativus (Indian pea) is the source of this 2535-nucleotide messenger RNA. The record is from the annotation of a GenBank genome assembly. NCBI's taxonomy places the organism in Eukaryota, Viridiplantae, Streptophyta, Magnoliopsida, Fabales, Fabaceae.
AUGGAACAGAAAGGUUUGUUGUUAUCAGCGCUCAGCGUUGGUGUUGGAGUUGGAGUCGGUCUUGGUUUGGCUUCUGGACAAACCAAAUGGGGAGCUAAUGCCCUCGCCUCAAACGCCAUCACACCCGAGAAAAUGGAACACGAAAUGCUUCGACUUGUUAUUGAUGGCAGAGAAAGCAAUGUCACUUUUGACAAUUUCCCUUAUUAUCUCAGUGAGAAGACACGGGUGUUGCUGACAAGUGCUGCCUAUGUCCACUUAAAGCAUGCAGAGGUUUCUAGACAUACACGGAAUCUCGCUCCUGCAAGCCGGACUAUUCUGCUCUCAGGGCCAGCCGAACUUUACCAACAGGUGCUUGCGAAGGCUUUAGCUCACUACUUUGAGGCCAAGUUGCUUCUGUUCGAUGUAACUGACUUUUCUUUGAAGAUUCAAAGUAGAUAUGGCUCUUCCAACAAGGAAACGUCUUUCCAAAGAUCUACUUCAGACACAACUUUGGCUCGGUUAUCUGACCUAUUUGGUACAUUUUCAAUGUUUCCACCAAAAGAAGAGAAUAAAGUUGCAGGUAGAAUGCAAAAGCAAAGCAGUAGCGGUGACCUUAAACGAAUGGAGGCGGAAGGAUCUUAUGCUCCUACUAAGCUUCGUAGGAAUGCAUCAGCCUCUGCAAAUAUCAGCAGCAUUGGUUCGCAAAGCAAUUCUACAAGCUCAGCACCUGGGAAGCACCUGGUCAAUUGGUCUUUUGAUGAAAAGCUUCUUAUACAGACUCUUUACAAGGCUCUAGUUUAUGUGUCAAAAACCUAUCCCAUUGUUCUAUAUGUGCGGGAUGUUGAUAAGCUGUUGUGUAGAUCACAGAGGAUAUGUAAACUAUUCCAGACAAUGUUAACGAAAUUAUCUGGGCCGAUUUUGAUUCUUGGUUCAAGGGUUUUGGAUUCUGGUAAUGAAUGCAAUGAAGUGGAUGAGAUGCUUAGCCCCCUCUUCCCUUACAACAUAGAAAUCAGCCCACCAGAAGAUGAGUCUCGUCUUGUCAGCUGGAAGUCUCAAUUUGAAGAGGAUAUGAAGAAGAUACAGAUUCAGGAUAACAAGAAUCAUAUCAUGGAAGUGCUUGCAGCCAAUGAUCUCGAUUGUCAUGACCUGGGUUCCAUCUGUGUGGCAGACACAAUGGUUCUCAGUAACUAUAUAGAAGAGAUUGUCGUGUCAGCAAUUUCUUAUCAUUUAAUGAAUAACAAAGAGCCUGAAUACAGAAAUGGGAAACUGGUUAUUCCAUGCAAUAGCUUGUCCCAUGCUCUGGGUAUAUUCCAUGAGGGAAAACUCAGUGGAAGAGAUACAUUAAAACUAGAAGCUCAAGCAGUAACAUCCGAGAGAGAGGAAGGAGCUGUUACGAAACCCGAAGAAAAGUCUGAUAAUCCUGGUCCUGGUAUAAAAACUGAAAAUCCUGCUCCUGCUAUAAAAGCUGAAACAGAAAUACUAACUUCGGUGGGCAAAACUGAUGGUGAAAAUUCAGUUCCUGCAACCAAAGCUGAAGUUCCUCCCGAUAAUGAGUUUGAGAAGCGAAUAAGGCCUGAAGUAAUACCAGCAAACGAAAUUGGGGUAACAUUCUCCGAUAUUGGUUCCUUAGAGGAGACUAAAGAGUCACUUCAAGAACUAGUAAUGCUUCCCCUUCGAAGGCCAGACCUUUUUGAUGGAGGCCUUUUAAAGCCUUGUAGAGGAAUAUUGCUAUUUGGGCCGCCUGGAACAGGAAAAACAAUGCUGGCAAAGGCAAUUGCAAAUGAGGCUGGAGCAAGUUUCAUUAAUGUAUCCAUGUCUACCAUCACUUCUAAAUGGUUCGGUGAAGACGAGAAGAAUGUCCGUGCUUUAUUCACACUGGCAGCCAAGGUCUCUCCAACUAUCAUAUUUGUUGAUGAGGUGGAUAGUAUGCUUGGGCAGCGGACAAGAGUCGGGGAACAUGAAGCCAUGCGGAAAAUAAAGAAUGAAUUUAUGGCCAAUUGGGAUGGACUUACCUCAAAACCAUCGGAUCGCAUCCUUGUCCUUGCUGCAACCAAUAGGCCCUUUGACUUGGAUGAAGCAAUUAUUAGACGAUUUGAAAGGAGGAUUAUGGUUGGGCUACCGUCUGUGGAGAACAGGGAAAAUAUAUUGAGGACCCUUUUGGCUAAAGAGAAAGUGGACCAUGGCCUUGAUUUUAAGGAACUUGCAACUAUGACAGAAGGAUACAGCGGAAGCGAUCUAAAGAACUUAUGUACAACCGCUGCUUAUAGACCUGUUAGAGAGUUAAUUCAACAAGAGAUGAAAAAGGAUUUGGAAAAAAAGAAGAAAGACGCCGAAGGACAAAAUAUCCAAGAUGGUCAUGAUGCAGAGGAGGAAGUUAAACAGGAAAGAGUUAUUACCCUUAGGCCUUUGAAUAUGCAGGACUUCAAAGUGGCAAAGAGUCAGGUUGCCGCAAGCUUUGCAGCUGAAGGGGCUAGUAUGAAUGACUUGAAGCAGUGGAAUGACCUUUAUGGGGAAGGUGGUUCAAGGAAGAAAGAGCAAUUAUCUUAUUUCCUAUGA